CACACCUGACCAUCUCCUGAUCACACUAGUGUGCUGCGGCCCACUAGUUGGGAAACACUGGACUACAACAUGGAAUAGUUGCUCCUUGCCAGCCAUUCACACGCAUGUCAGCUGUAGUGGUACCAGUUUGAGCAUUUGAGACUGCGCCAACAGAACAAAUGACACAAAAGGACAGGGAGAGUGACAGAGCGAGCAAGGCAAAUUGCCCAAAUUGGAAAAGGACAAGGCCGCACGUUGAUUAGACUGUGAAAGUGGCCAAGAAGACGGAGGCAGACGCACGAGACAAGAGUCUGCCGGAAAUAGGAUAAGAUGCUCGUCUACAGACAGACAGAUUAAGAGGUGUGCCAAAAAUUCCAGCUACUAGCCAUGACUCUCUGCUUGCCGCUAAGAGGAUGGACUGCAGUUCAGCCACGUCAUACUCUCAAACAUCCUUAACCUUCAUCCAACCUCUUUGGCUCAGACUCCAAACUCAAGUCAUUGGCUCAAACCCAACAAAAGACAACACUCAUCUGCAUGCCGCCCUCUUCGACAAUUACUUUGUAACUUCUUGACAGAGUGGUAGCGCAACCCUCCAAAGGCAACCGAACCUUCACAGUGUUGUAGCUCAUCUCGCGGCGCCAGAAGAAUUGCGAUUUGCUUUCACAUGCGUAGGCAGCUGAUGACGAAAGAUGGCAGCCAGUCUGGUUGGAGAUGCGCCUUCCCUUGCCUCACUUGCAUUGAGUCUCGCUGGUUGAGUUUGCCCUGUUGGCCAUCGCAUUGGCGGCAGCUGUCAGAGUGCUGGAAGGAGCACUAUGCAGGAAACUGAUUCACCGGACACAAACUCAUUCAAAGAGUGCAAGUUUCACUGCACCAAUGGGAAUUGUUUGCGUCUGGGCUCACUGAUCUGCAAUCAGCUCAAUAAUUGUGGGGACAACAGCGAUGAGGAAAACUGUCCUGUGGUCACCCAACAUCCUCCACCAGGCAUCUUCAACUCUGAACUGGAGUUUGUUCAGAUCAUCAUCAUCAUUGUGGUGAUGACAGUCAUGGUCGUGGUGAUCAUCUGCCUACUCAACCAUUACAAGCUCUCCACCUUCAUAACAAGACAGAGCCAGGCUCGUAGGCACAACCAUUCUUUGCAUCAGGAUGGGUGUCUGUGGCCUUCAGAUAGCAACUCGCGACAAGGAGCCUCAGAGGUGUUCUAUGCUCCCCAGGCCAGGGAUCGCUUUACGGCUCCCGCCUUCAUGCACAGAGACCGCUUUAGCCGCUUCCAGCCCACUUAUCCGUACCUGCAACACCAGAUCGACCUGCCGCCUACCAUCUCGCUGUCAGAUGGUGAGGAGCCGCCGCCGUACCAGGGGCCCUGCACCUUGCAGCUCCGGGACCCCGAGCAGCAAAUGGAGCUCAAUCGAGAAUCGGUGAGGGCGCCACCUAACCGGACCAUCUACGACAGCGACUUGAUCGACAUGGGGGGUGGUGUGGGGAGCGGGGGAGGCGCGAGCGGUCCCAGGCCACCGAGCAAUAACUCGGGCAUCAGCCUGGCCAACUCCAGCAUCCACGGGCGUGUGGAAGCCCCCCCGCCCGCAUACAGCGAAGUUAUCGGCCAAUACCCCGUCUCCACGUUUUUUCUUCACCAGCAAAGCAAUAACCACAGGGUGGGGGAGUCAGAAGGGCCAGGAAGCAGGAUGAUCCAGCAGCAGAGUCAAUCAGAAAGCACAAUAGUCCCUUCCGAAGGGAAGGACGGCCAACCGGACGACUUGGUGUGAGGGGAAAAACGUGAGCUGGACGACCCAAAGACCCUUACGUCUCUGUCCACACUCCCAUGCACAAAAACGUCAAGUUCAGCUACUGCAAAUCAAUGAAAGCUAGGACGGAAGUUUUUAUUUUGUUUCUUGUUUUUAGCGAGUGGUCAGCAAUCACUGCUGAGGCAGGAUGAUGCUGUGAGUGGAGUCUUUGUUUUCAGCAGAAGAGACACCGGUUGAAACUUUAUUUUUUUUAAUCCUCCCUGAUCCCCUUUGCGGCCAUCUCAUCCUGAGAAAGCAGGAUGAAGGGUAUUUUUUUUCCUCCCUCCUUUUUGGACUAGGAUCUGUGCACAAAGCCAGAACUGCGAAUCAAAGGACCUAAACAAAACAAAUAACUCACACACUCUCAAAUCUUAGUGCCAAGGUUCACGAGGAAGCAAAACAUGGGAAGAGGAGGAAGAAAAAAAACGGACUCUGAAACCUAGAAGUUACAGUAUCUAAAAGUUGCACUAUCUCUUUGUUGUUAAUGUAAAGAGGGAAAUUAUAUGUUUAAUUUAGUAUUCUGUCUCACAAAUGGACCGAGUGACUGACCUUCAGCUCCAAAGGUGUUUGGGAGCAAAAUUCAAGUGUUAUAAGCUUCUAUCCUUACUCUUUUGAAACAUCAAGUACUCGUACCCAGCCUACAGCUUUCUGGGUCUGCUUUCACCACAGAGGCUGUAUUCCAAGAACACUACAACGCUUAAUAUCUCUGUACUACACUCAGCCAGUUCGUGGAAAACACGUGAAUUCUGACCGGCAUCUGGGUGGACAAACCAUCCAAAAUCUCCUUUAUACAGCACUCCUUAACCCUUCAUAUGGCAAGUGACUAUUUUUUUUGGUAAUUCAGAAUAAAAAAUCAAAAAAACUUAAUAAAGCUGCCUAGCGCUGUCAAGCGAAACAUGAGCAUUGCAUGAACAGCCAGUCCUCUGAAUUGGAUGUCUAUCGUUGUCAAUUGCAGGCAAUGAGUUAAAUCUUAUGAUAUUGAAAAUAAUAAUCAAAUUUAGAGUGUUAUUGGGACCAUAAUCUAAGUGCAUUUCUGCUUUAAUACAUUUGUUUUUAUUAACAUGUUAUCAAUGAAUAAUAUAUGAAUAAUAUUUCAAUUGUAAUUGUAAACUAGCGUCUUAAGUGGACAUCACAUUUUGGGUCAUGUAGGUCACAUAUUGUGAUGUCCACAUAAUCAAUAAUCAAUGAUAAUUACCGUAUUUUCCGCACUAUAAGGCGCAUCAGAGUAUAAGGAACACCUCCAAUGGAUUGCCUAAUUUAAAACUGUUUUCAUACAUGCGGCGCACCCAAUUAUAAAGCGCAGUCGUAGUAGAAGAAGUUAUUGGGGUUGCAUUAUGUAUCCACUAGAUGGAGCUGCGGUAAAAGGAAUGUCAUACAAGACAUUGACUUCAUAAUGUAUUGACGGGGCGCGGGGCCGAUAAAUAUGGGACCUGCAUUGUUGGCAAGGGCGUCAAAGCUGACCGAGUGGAAUCGCAUACAAAGACCUUUUUUCAUUGAAAAUUCUUGUGAAUAAAUGCUUAAAUCCCUGACUUCUUUAUAGAAAUGGACGUAAAACCGUCUCAAUUCUUGGUUAAUAGCAAAAGAAAAAACGUGCAGUUAACAUUUAUUUUACGUAAAUAUGUCGAAGUACAAUGCUAGUCUGUUAGCGAAUGUAGCUAGUGGCUGCCUUAUGUAGACAGAGCUUUUCCGGUAAAAAGUUUUGUGAAUAAAUGUUUAGAUCCCCAAAUUCUUUAUAGAUAUGGACGUAAAACAAUCUCGAUUCUUGGUUAAAAGCAAAAAAAAAAAAAAAAACAUGCAGUUAGCAUUUAUGUUACGUAAAUAAUGCGAACUAUGAUGCUAAUGCAGUAGCGGCUAAUUUCUCCCAUUGAUCUUUUUUUUUUCACAACAUUUCAAAAUGCCUUCAUGGUACAAAAAAAUAUAAUAAUUACCUUGAAUCCUCAAACAAAUCACUCCUGAGACAAUCUUUCCUGUUUGUAUGCGGUAAAGCUUUCGUACUUUUUCAACAGAAAUCUGGCGUUAGAUCGCUGCAUGCGUGUGUUUGCAAAUAGCUCCUCUUGAUAUGGGCGGCCCCCUAGUUGAAUGCGAGGCACGGGGCAUGACCGAUCUGAGCGGUCCAUACAUUAUGAAGUCUAUGUACUAUGAUUAACCAAUAUCGGUCCAUAUACUGUAUAAGACGUAUCGGAAUAUGAGGCGUACUUUCGGUUUUAGAGAAAAUUACGUCUCUUAAGUGCGCCUUAUAGUGUGAAAAACAAGGUAUGUAUGUUUUGUGUUAUUGAUCAUUAUUGUAUUUUUUUUAUUAUCUUUUAUCCAUUUGGUAUUAGAAAUUUAAAUAUUGAUAAAAUGUUCAUUAAAAAUAAAUCAAAAAAUGAAAUACAUUCUUCUUAUAGCCCCCAAUAACAUUCUAAAGUGUAUUUUUGCCUGCCAUUGACAACGAAAGACCUAUAAUUUAUUUAAGGGUGUAUUCCCACCAGGAAAGUCCAUCGUUCUCUUUCUUUUGUCCGCACCAAAACAGAUUUUGUUCUGGACUUUUUUGAUGAAGUUCCUUCUCACAUUGCAAUUUGAGCAAGUGACCCAAGAUUUGACAACAAACCUACGCAUGUCCAAAAAUCGUUCAAUCAUUGGACAAAACAGUCUGGGUGGGGUAACACGCUAAAAUAAGGGCGUAAACAAUCGAAGAGCUCCUUUGUCAACCAAACAAUAUUUCCUGGCUACGGAAGCCAGUUAUACCAGCUAUAGUCCGGACCAUAGUGCGGUUGCUUUCACAGCUAUAGCGAACCACACCACCGUCUGCUUUGAAGCGAACUGAGACCACCUGUCCGGUGAGGUCUCGGCCCAACCGUUUGGUCCACACCAGAGUUCGCUGGUUUGUAUUCACACCAAGUGCGCACUAAGGGAGUUCCAAAAAAUCGAUUCUUAGAUGCAUCGCAAUUCGACACGUGACAAUUCGAUUACGAUUCAUAAAUGUUAAAAAACGGUGAUUUUCCCUAAUAACUUUAUGACAGCCGCUCGUAGCGGAACGAAAUUUAACACACGUCUGCCGCCCAGACACCUUUAACGGACGCACGCACAACGUUAUGAUGGAUGCUGCCGGUUACUGAGCGAGAGAUUUACUCCUCUUAAAAAGACUGGAAAAUAAAUUUGUGAAUGAGACAUGCUGGGACCCGGCAGUCGCGCAAGUUAUUUUUAGAGCAAAAGGGGAAGAGAGAUAGUUCGUUGCUCUUGUCUUUCAAUUGUCCAGCAGUAGUUUCAAGUCAUGUCGAUUGAAAAAUGUCCUGAGUGUGUUGCUAAGACCCGUGUGCGUCUAUAAGAGGUGAGUGCAGGAACCCUCUUGGACUGUUUAGCCUUUAUUGUUGUUGUUUUUUUUAGAUGUUAACUGUUAGUGCCGAGCGCUAAGCUAAUUAGCUAAUUCGCUAACGUGUAUUUCAUAUGCGAAACGUGUAAAACCAUGAUUAAGUACAGCGGUAACACUUACAAACAUGCGAAAUAGUACAUAAAUCUGUGAAAACAAAGUUUAUUGGUUAAAAGAAGUCUCAUUUCUAAUGACACUUUGAUUCCAGAAAAGGUGGAAUUCAAUCCUCCUGUGUAAAUUUUAUUGUAUUAUUGAGAGAAUUCAAUCCACAUGUGUAAAUUUUAUUGUAUUAUUGAGAGAUAUAAGUACAACAUUUAAAAUGGUUGUUUUUGCACUUUCUUGUAAAAAAAAAAAAAAAAAAAAGUUUAAGGACAGCAUUUUGUUGUAUGGGCAUGUUUCCAUCGUUCCUGUUGAUGCAUAGAUAAUCGUGAUAACCGUGAUCGUCGUCAAUACUGUGAUCGUCGUCCAAUAAUCGAAUCGUAGCACCCUGAAUCGAAAUCGAAUCGAAACGUGGGUUACCUGAGAUGGCACACCCCUAGUGCGCACCAUGAACUUUUUUGGUUUGGUCCAGACAGGACAUGUGUGAAUACACCCUAAAAUGGAAAGAUUGCCUGCUCAUGUUUCAAUGCCAUUGACGGCUUGAGACGUCUAAUCCAUUUUGACCAAUCUAAUCCAUUCGCUGCCAGCCUCUCCCAUUCAAAAUGGUUUGGAUGUCUCACGCCGUCAAUAAGCACCGUGUAUAGGGUUCAAUUCUGGACGGUUAGCAUUAGGAUGAAAAAGAACCUAUAUUAACGUUGAUAGAAGUGACCUUUUUCUGAAUCUGUCCACCCAGCUGUCAACUCGCCUACCCUCUGUUUGCCUGCUCAAUUUCCCACCCUCUGAAUGGAUUCUGAUGGAGAAGAAAAGCUCUACUCUCCAUCAUAUGUCUACUACCACUCAAACCAAGACAAUACAUAGCGCAAAUUCCUGUGGACGCCAAGAUUUAGUGCAAACAGUCUGUGGUCCAAGGGCUAACGGGAGGCCUCCUUUUCGGGAGAAGGAGAACAAACUUUUGGAAAAUCUAGCCUUUUUCUCUGCUCAUUGUUGCCUUCUCCUCUACUCUUGUGCUUUUUCUGUUUGUUUUCCUGUUCAUUGCAAACCAGUGUCCCCUCCCUACCCCUUCCUUUCCUACACCGCCUUUCUAUUUUUUUUUCCCUCCUCUGGCUAACACUCAUCUUCCUUCGAUCCACGUGUAGGAAAAAAAAAAAUGCUGAGUCCGCCAAAAGCCCCUUUAAAGUGGAGACUGGAUCUGCUUGAGCGCCAUUGUCCAGUCGGCUGAUUCCUUCUAGCUGUGUUGUGUGCGCGCGCGUUUGAGUGUUUGUUGGUGAGACCUUUUAACAACACAGAAAAGCACUUAAUGUGUCUGCUGAAGCAAGGUGUGUGUGUAUGUGUGUUUUUGACUGUUUUGUCUGAGUUUCUGCAUUCAAGGACAUUUGGCCCUUGUCCACAUUAGCGCAGAAUUAAUGAAGCCUUCAUUAGAAUUCAGUGUGUCUCUUUCCAAAGCCAGAGGUGCGUGAUAGGAGUGAAUAUAGUUAAAUUUAAAAAAUGAGUAAAAGAGCGAGAAAGGGAAGAAAUGCAUGCCGUAGGCCAGACGAUAGGUUCCACUUGUCAUCAGUGAAGUAGAGUACUGCUUUCUUUUGCUUCAUUUAUGUAUUUUUCUGACACAUUAAAUGUUGUGAAGCAGGAAUUUUCAAGAUGUGAGCACCCAGCAAAAGGAAAACAAGUCGAGGCAUGCGGAAUCCAUUACAGACAGUGUUAUUGUUGUGAGGUAGCCAUUCUACUGUAAUUUCAUUUUAGGAUAUUCACACUAGUCUCAAUACUUUCUUUGCCCUAAGGGGCAGGUUUUUGUAAGUCCAAAGAAUGCAACUGGACUAUCCAAAACAUAAGAUCCUCCGACACUUUGUAAACAGAGCAUAGGGUUCUAAAAGACAAACCUCAAUUACAGUGGUUGGUAGGUUGUAUAAAAUGGGGAUUUUCAACCUAUAUUCAGUCUUCAAACUGAGGGAUGUUUUUUUUUUUUUUUUGACAAUACAACCCCUAGCAAGAAGUGUGGACUCACCAGUCUCGGUAGAGCACUCACUCAGACAUUUUAUCAUGUAGAACAAACUCAGUUAAAAAGCUUGGAAGAAAUAAUGAAUUAGUUCAAAAGUGCAACUCUUUAGCAUUCAGAAACACUAAAAGAAAUUAUUAAAAAACAUUUUAGUGUUACUUACAAAUGUUACUUUUAUAGAGCAAGUGCGGGGAAAUAUAUAGUAUAUGGAAUCACUCCAUUCUGAGGAGAAAAAUAUGGAAUCAUGAGAAACAAAGAAAUAACAAAACGCAUCUCUAGUAUUUAGUAGCACCACCUCUGGCUUUUAUGACAGUCUCUGAGGUAUGGACUUGAUGAGUAUUCAUCAAUUUGUUGCCAACUCUCUUUGAUUGCAGUUGCCAGAUCAUCCUUGCAGGUCGGAGCCUUGCUGUGUAAACUUGUGCAUUUUUGUAAAUCUCACUGGAACAGCAGCAAACAAAGUUCCAGCAUCAUCACGUUGUCCAAUGCAGAUUCUUGACUCUUGACAAGGUGAUGAUGCUGGAACUUCGGUUUGGUGCCGUUCCAGUGAAAUUUACAAAGAUGACUGCCUGAAGAAACAUCAAAAUUCCCUCAGUCCUUGAUGAUAUGGGGCUGCAUGUCAGGCAAAGACACUGGGGAGAUGGCUGCAGUUGAGUCUUCUAUAAAUGCACAAAUUUACAUCGAAAUUAUAGAUAUCUUUCUUAUCCCUUCAAUUGAAAAUAUGUUUGUCAUUUUCCAAGAUGACAAUGCAUCACGCCACAGAGCUAAAACUGUUAAAGCAUUCCUUGGAGAAAGACUCAUCCAGUCAAUGUCAUGGCCUGCAAAUAGCCCAGAUCUCAACCCUAUUGAAAACCUGUGGUGGAAUUUUUUUUAAAAAAUGGUCCGCAGCAAAGCUCCGACCUGCAAGGAUGAUCUGGCAACUCCAAUCAAAGAGAGUUGGCACCAAAUUGAUAAAGAAUACUCAUCAAGUCUAUGCCACAGAGACUGCAAGCUGUCAUAAAAGCCAGAUGUGGUGCUACUAAAUACUAGAGAUAUGUUUUGAUUGUUAUUUCUUUGUUUGUUUCUCAUAAUUCCAUAUUUUUUUCCUCAGAAUGAAGUGAUUCCAUAUAUAUAUUCCUGCACUUGCUCUAUAAAAGUAACAUUUACUGAACACAGCAAUGUUUUUUAUUCAUUUAUUUUAGUCUUUCUGAGUGCUAAAGAGUUGCACUUUUGAACUAAUUCAACAUUUUUUCAAGCUUUUUAUCUGAGUUUAUUCUACGUGAUAAAAUGUCUGAGUGGGUGCUCGUCCGAGACUCGUGAUUCCAUACUUUUUGCUAAGGGUUGUAUGUGUUCACAAGCAAGGAUUAAGUGCAGUUCACAAUUUUGUGAACAACUGCGAGCACAAAAUGUCCAAUGGAAUUGGUUCAAAAUUCUGCUGAUUGUGGUACAUUUUUGUUUCUACUCAUAAAAUACAUAUUUAAAGGCAUCAUCAGCCUGCCGGACGGCCUUAAUGAACUGAGCGUUCAAGUUAUGCUAAAGUGCUAGAUGCUUACACGUGGCAUUAGUUUGGAGGAAGGCCUUCACAUUGUGUUUGUCAAGAGUGAAUGUGCGUGUACGUAUUACAUUGCUGCUGCUAAUUUUAUUGCUACUGCUGCUUCUCAAGCCGCCCGUUCCCACUUUUUUGCCCCCUUUGUUCCAUCAAAAACAACAGAGCAGUCAAAAGUUUCCAUACUGGGACCAAAAUUGGAGAGGAAGGAAAUAGCAUGUAGCAUUUUCUUCAUUGGUGGCAGAAUUAUCCCAAAACCUUUGACUGGGCAUCAAAGUCGAUUUGUUUUUCCUUCCUUAUUCCGUCUGUCCACUCAGUCAUGGCUUGGAAAGGGAGGAUACAAAGAUUAACUUUGUUUUGUACAAGGAGGUUUGCAUGUUACAAUUAUGUGAGUCAAAAAAAGGUGCCUAAUGUUCAUGUUUGAGCAGACCACAUCCGUUCAACUGCUGUUUCGGGAAUCUUAACAGUUGCUUUAUUGAGGGAGGCUUCAACUGUCUAAAAGUGAGCGCAGCCACAAAUUAUGCUAAUAUUAGGGAAUAGAAUACAUGCUGAUUCUCAUCUAAACGUGGCUUCAGUGGACAUCAGAAUUAGAAUUUCAGCCCAAACUUGAUUGUUAACUGUCCACCAUUGCUCAUUAUAGAAGUUUAGUCCCUCCCCACUAAAGCAAAUGGAAGCAUUUCAAGCAGUGAGCUGACAAGCUCGUGUGUCUGUAUGCGUGCGUGCGUGCGUGUGCGGAGCAGACAUAGGAACCCACUUGCACUCAAAAAAGCUCCCACCUUCGUUGUGCCUCACUUCCGACGGUGCUUUUUCAGUAGUCUGUCUUUUGUUUGUAAGGUGCUGUAUAUAACUUGAAUAUAUAUUAUGCACAUAUCCUACCCAAUGGGUAGACCACCACAAAAAUGUUGUAAAUAAUGUAAAAUAAUGCAUAGUAAAUAUAAAACUUAAGGCAGCAUCAAAUUUGUAAAGGCCUACAACUAAAAAAAGUGCUUUUUCUGUUUUUUUCAGUUUUUUUAUUGAAAGUAUGCUUUGAAUAUGUUACAGCGCAAAAAUUGCUCCCUUUCGAUAUUUUCUUAGUGUAACGAUGAGAUGGAGGAAGAUUUAACCCUUGUUGCCGUUAUUUGGUUACUGGCAGGCAGUUUUGCAAAAACCACUUGUUGCCGUUAUUUGGUUACUGGCAGGCAGUUUUGCAAAAGCCACGAACGACUAACAAAUGUGUAGUCGACCAUGCAUCUUUCAAGCAAGCAUUUAUGGCAUCAUACACAUGCUUUGUUGUGUAUGGCCACUUAAGACCUGGCAACUUGCAUUGUUUAACGUUAAUCAAAAGUAAAUAAAAUAUGUCCACAAGUCUGACGUCCUCCAAUCUUUUAAUAUGCUUUAGUCAAUCUUAAGGAUGGGCAUAAUCAUUUGUUAACUGAUUACAAUUAAGGCAAAGUGAAGUGCAAUACUACAAAUUUGCUAAUGAAUAGAUUGUUCUGCACAAUUCGGCACUCAUUGACCUUUCGCUAAAGUUCCGCCUCCUUAUUUAAGGUUGCUAAGCCAUAGACUUCAUAAUGUAUUGACGGGAAACGGGGCACGGCUUAACAAUGCUUAAAUCCCUGAAUUCUUUACAGAUAUGGAUGUGAAACGGUCUCGGUUCGUGGUUAAAAGCAAAAAAAUCGUGACGUUAGCAUUUAUUUUACGUAAAUAUGUUGAAGUACAAUACUAGUCUGUUACCCAAUCAGGCGGACGCCAUAUGUAAACAGCUUUUCCUGUGAAAAUUCUUGUGUAUAAAUACUUAAAUCCCUGAAUUCUUGAUAGAUAUAGACGUAAAACUGUCUCGAUUCUUGGUUAAAAGCAACAACAACAAAAAAUCCUGCAGUUAGCAUUUAUUUUAUGUAGCUAUGUCGAAGAAUGAUGCUAGUCUCUUAGCUCUGUUGUGAUAAGGGGGCUGCCACAAUGGCUUUUUCUGUUGAAAAUGAUUGUGAAUAAAUGCUUAAAUCCCUGAAUUCUUUGUAGAUAUGGACGUAAAACAGUCACGAUUCUUGGUUAAAAGCAAAAAAAAAACCAUGCAAGUAGCAUUCAUUUUACGUAAAUAUUGCAAACUUUAAGGCUAGUCUGUAAGGAAAUUAGCAGCCGCCAUAUGUAAACAGAUCUUUUCCAUUGAAAAUUAUUGUGAAUAAAUGCUUAAAUCCCUAAAUUCUCUAUAGAUAUUGACGUAAAACAGUCUCGGUUCUUGGUUAAAAGCAACAAAAACGGGCAGUGUUCAUUUAUUUUAUGUAACUAUGUCGAAGAAUGAUGCUAUUUUUUUAGCUCUUUUAUUUGAUAAGGGGGCUGCCACAAUGGAUUUUUCCGUUGAAAAUUCUUGUGAAUAAAUGCUCAAAUCCCUGAAUUCUCUAUAGAUAUGAACGUAGUCUCAGUCUCAGUUCUUGGUUAAAAGCAAAAAAAAAAAAAAAACAUGCAGGUAGCAUUUAUUUUAAGUCAAUACUGCAAACUAUGAUGCCAAAGCAAUAGCGGCUAAUUUCUCCCAUUGAUUUUUUUUUCACGUUUCAAAAUGCGUGCAUGGCACAAAAAAUAUAGUAGUUACCUUGAAUCCUCGAAUAAAUCAUUCCCGAGACAAUCCUUCCUGUUUGUAUGUGGUACAGCUUUCGUAUUUUUUUUAAUAGAAAUCCGGCGUUAGAUCGCUGCGUGCGUGUUUGUGAAUAGCUCCUCUUGAUGUGGGUGGCCCCCUACUUGAAUGUGAGGCGCAGUGCAUGACCGAUCUGAGCCGUCAAUACAUUAUGAAGUCUGGUACACUGUUCUAGACGGUUGCAAUGUGUUGAUCUUUUCCGGAGCUUCCGUAAAGUUGUUUGGCACUUGGGAGUCUGGUAACGACGCUUACAGUAACCAUCAAAAUAAUCAAUGCAGGAAUGCUUAGUUUGUCGGAUCAUGCUCACUUAACAAUGGUUGCUAGGAUGUACGCCAUUUACGAAAGGUCAAUUGUUCAAAUUUCGAAACGAUCAAGGAAAUGUAAUCAAAUGCCCAUCCUUAGUUUCUUUUACUUGAAGGUUUUUUUUUUUUUUUUUUAUCAGCCAAAGUAUAAA
Messenger RNA from Corythoichthys intestinalis (scribbled pipefish), 11779 nucleotides. RefSeq names its product low-density lipoprotein receptor class A domain-containing protein 4-like. Lineage: Eukaryota; Metazoa; Chordata; Actinopteri; Syngnathiformes; Syngnathidae. Gene Ontology annotation, molecular function: R-SMAD binding. Gene Ontology annotation, cellular component: early endosome membrane; Golgi membrane. The record is from RefSeq and is a predicted model, not a curated record. Gene Ontology annotation, biological process: negative regulation of transforming growth factor beta receptor signaling pathway. Bases 792 to 1742 code for a protein of 316 amino acids. The transcript is spliced from 6 exons.